Molecule: messenger RNA, 3225 nt
Organism: Hemibagrus wyckioides
Lineage: Eukaryota; Metazoa; Chordata; Actinopteri; Siluriformes; Bagridae
Gene: sstr1b
Product: somatostatin receptor 1b
Exons: 2
Coding region: 842-1960 (372 amino acids)
Biological process (GO): neuropeptide signaling pathway; cellular response to glucocorticoid stimulus
Cellular component (GO): membrane; neuron projection
Molecular function (GO): neuropeptide binding; somatostatin receptor activity
Source: RefSeq, a predicted model, not a curated record
GCAGCCGGGAAGAGAGGAUAUCUCAGCUGUCUCCCGUCUCCAGCAUCCUGAGAGAGAAAUCACAGGCAGCAAAGACAUUCUGCACCUCCUGCAUUAUUUCUUUUCCUUCCACACUCGCUCAUUCUCAUGCACUCUUAUCUGGACCAAAGAAGAUGGUGUAGAUGGGCUAGUGUGAUUUACAAGGAACAAACAUAUGUGAUUAUCCUUCCUGUGGAUUCGGUGCCACUCUUUCCAUCAUGUGAGCAGAGACAGUAGUGCAUGAAUCAUCAUGUGAUUGCAGCAAGAACCACAAUUCUCAACAAAGAGGGAAUUUUUUUCACGAGGCUGGAUCAUAUUGUCAAGAGGGUAACCACAUAAUACCGUGAUUCUCCAGCCCUAAUUUCAUCUAAAUAGUUGGAAUGUGCUCUUAUUGCCAAGUCUGAGUGUCUGAGAGCCGCUCACUGCAUCGAGCCUAGCCCGCCGACACCUGCAACCUUCUCAUAUAUGCACAUAGGUUUAUUUAUCAAUGAAUGAGGAAUGUUCAAGCUAGAAAUUCCACAGAUGGAAUCAUUUAGUUGGAGGAUUCCAACUUGCUGCAUGGUCCGUUGCCAAAAAGUUUCAAAAAUUGAUUUUCCUGAUGUGCUUGAAACGCAUUCAAGUGAUUUAAAAAGCAGAUUAUUGUUUUAACUUUCCCCAGUCAAGGACACUUUUUGUGGAUGAAGGAUCAAAUAAACACCAUGUUUAAACCUCACUACUGUUACAUUCAAAACAAAGAUACUUUUUUUUUUAAUAAAAUGACUGAAAAAUUUAUAAACACAAUAUGCUAGCUUGAACAAACUUAGUGUAACAAAAUCAGAUUAAAAUGGCCGAAGCUACAGAAUACAAUGGCACUGAAAACACACUUUCUUCCACUGACAUUCCUUUUAAUUUCACCAUUGAAUAUGAGGAUUUUCAGUCAGAGUCCAAUGCCAGCAAAAUCAUCAUCCCUUCUAUCUACGCCCUAGUCUGCUGUGUGGGCAUCAUAGGAAAUGCAAUGGUUAUAUACGUCAUCCUGAAGUAUGCCAAAAUGAAAACAGCCACUAAUAUUUACAUUUUGAACCUUGCAAUUGCUGACGAACUCUUCAUGUUGAGCGUUCCGUUCCUGGCCACAUCAGCUGCGGUGCGGCACUGGCCAUUCGGAUCGAUGAUGUGCCGGCUGGUCCUUAGCGUAGACGGCAUCAACAUGUUCACCAGUAUUUUUUGCUUGACUGUUCUCAGCGUGGACCGCUAUAUUGCAGUGGUGCACCCCAUUAAGGCAGCACGUUACCGCAGACCGACCGUCGCUAAAGUGGUUAACGUCUGCGUGUGGGGACUUUCACUUCUCGUCAUCUUGCCCAUCAUUAUCUUUGCAGACACAGUUCCAGCGCAGGACGGACGGGUAGACUGCAACUUUCUGUGGCCUGAGUCUUCAUGGUCAGAAGCAUUUGUGGUCUAUACCUUCUUGCUGGGCUUCUUGCUUCCCGUAGGGGCUAUCUGCCUGUGUUACUGCUUGAUUGUGGUGCGUAUGCGAGCAGUAGGACUCAAGGCAGGAUGGAUGCAGCGGCGGCGGUCUGAGAAGAAGAUCACUCGUAUGGUGCUUCUGGUGGUCGCUGUCUUUGUGCUGUGCUGGAUGCCCUUUUACAUAGUGCAGCUCGUGAGUGUGUUCUGCCAGCCGCCAGACCCCAUGGUGACUCAGCUGUUUCUCAUUCUAAGCUAUGCUAACAGCGGCGCUAAUCCUAUACUCUAUGGAUUUGUGUCUGACAACUUCCGCCGCUCCUUCCAGAGAAUUGUCUGCUUCCGCUGGAUGGAGAAUGGGCCGGAUGCAGAGCAGGUGGACUACUAUGCCGUGGCCCUCCGGCGCCAAACAACAUGUGGUCCACAGGACUUCCCUAAAGAGUGCUGCUUAGCCUCUGAUAUGGUGUUUCGCAACGGAACAUGUACCUCUCGUACCACUACCCUGUAAACUUUUCUCAUACUUUUCUCAGAAGCAGACAAAAAAACUCAUGUUUUCAUAUGUAAAUAGGUCUGUGUACAAUAAGUAUUUAAAAUCACUUGAAUUAUUAUAUUACAAAUGUGCUGUUAAAUGAUUGUAGUUUACAUUCUUUUGUAUAGGUUUAUAUAUACAGUAAAAAGUAAAAGUCUUGUUCUUAGUUGUAGAUAUUCAGUAUGUAUAUGUGUCAUGCAAUUAACUUUAAAUGUGUUAAAUUAAAGUUAACCAUGUCUACAAUGAUUGCUUUAGCAUGGCAUCACCUUCCUGCUAUAUAGUAUUGUACAGGAUGAUACAUAUGGGAUGUGUAUAAAGCAUAAUUACAUACAUAAUAAUCUACAGUACAUAUCAUGUUGGAGUCUUGCUUGAUUCACAGUAACCAUAUCUUUCAAUACAGUAGAGAAAAAUGUCAUCAUGCGAGGAAAUAGCUGUUAUAACUGUAUAAAUCUUCCAGUCCCUCACUCCCUGCAAUUAAUGCCAAAAGUGUUCUUGCCCCUUUUUUUGUUUCACACGUCAUCUGCAUUAUCUUCAUCAAAAAUCCAGUGUAACUGAUGAAAAAAAAACAAAGAAAGAUAAAAUGCCUCAAAUUAGAAGAAAAACAAAGAUUUUUCAAUUGUCACUGAAAACAAGAAAUAAUCAGACCCAAAAGACACUUCUUCAGGAUUUAAGACUUUUGGUUAACACUCACUAUGUAUGUUUUGUUAUUCUAUAAAAUUCCACUUCCUGAACCACGCAGUCAACUAAUGUUUUCUGCCAAAUUGUAAAAAUCAAGCUUGGGUCUUUUAGGUAAUUUCCAAUAUACAGCAUGCCAGUUUUAUGAUCUGGGCAGCUUCUUAACAUACUUUAUAUAGUUUCCAAAGAAACAGUGCCUGGGAGAUAUGAAUUUAAGGACAUUGCUCUAGAGAAUGGCAAAUCAGCCAUUUUUGGCUAAAAAGAGGCAGAGAGACUAAUAUAUCACGUCUCACUCAACAGCAUAAAUCUAAGGAGCUCACAUACUGUAUACUGUAUAUCUCCAUCAUUCUGACAGGGACCUAGAGUAUUCCUGCUGUUUGAUUUGUCAGAGUUGACUAUACAUAUCAUUAUGUGGAUCUUAGAUGGUCUGUGUAAACAUAAGACAAGCAUGUGUGGACAUUCUGGCCUUGAUUUACUUAAAAGCAUGCACAUAUUUAUCUUUCCCAUUAAACACCUCCUGUCCAUUUCAUGCAUUUGCAUCAUAAAUAUGUGGUGUCAAUGCAAACAGA